AUUUUGGAUGUGGGCAGUUGUAGCGGUCACUGAGAUUACGGGGUUUCGUAAACGACGUGUCAAAACAAUGUUGCUCAACAAGGUGCUCAGAGCCAGUGUGAGGUCUGGGAUCCGGCUGCAAAGCUCCAAUGCAGCCAAUGCUGCAGCAUCCAGCAGCUCGUUGUCAGCCUCCGGCUACUCAUUUGAGCUAACAGAUCAGCAGAGGGAGUUUCAGCAGCUGGCGAGGAGGUUUGCACGUGAAGACAUCGUCCCUGUUGCAGGUGCUUAUGACAAGAGUGGAGAAUAUCCUAUCCCUAUCAUCAAAAAAGCAUGGGAGCUUGGUCUGAUGAACAGUCACAUCCCACAGGAAUAUGGUGGAAUGGGCCUGUCAAUCUUUGACAGCUGCCUCAUCACAGAAGAGAUGGCUUACGGGUGCACAGGAGUCCAGACUGCUAUCGAAGCAAACUCUCUGGGGCAAAUGCCUGUUAUUAUCGCUGGUAAUGUCGCUCAGAAGAAGAAAUACCUGGGCAGGAUGACUGAGGAGCCUCUUAUGUGUGCGUACUGUGUCACAGAGCCGGGGGCAGGCUCCGAUGUGGCUGGCCUCAAGACACGAGCUGUGAAGAUGGGUGAUGAGUAUGUUGUCAAUGGGCAAAAGAUGUGGAUCACCAACGGUGGGAAAGCCAACUGGUAUUUCCUCCUGGCUCGCACUAACCCAGACCCUAAAUGUCCAACCAGCAAGGCUUUUACUGGCUUCAUUGUAGAAGCUGACACUCCAGGAAUCCAAAUUGGAAGGAAGGAGAUGAACAUGGGACAGAGAUGCUCUGAUACCAGAGGCAUCACCUUCGAGGAUGUGAGGAUACCGAAGGAGAACGUGCUGAUAGGAGAAGGAGCUGGAUUCAAAAUCGCUAUGGGUGCCUUCGACAACACGAGGCCACCAGUGGCUGCAGGAGCAACGGGACUGGCACAGAGGGCACUGGACGAGGCCACCAGUUACGCACUGGAGAGGAAGACCUUUGGCAAAGUUAUAGCUGAGCACCAGGCUGUGUCCUUCCUUCUGGCUGAGAUGGCAAUGAAGGUGGAGCUGGCCAGGAUGGCGUACCAGCGAUCAGCCUGGGAGGUGGACCAGGGCCGCAAAAACACCUACUACGCCUCCAUCGCCAAGGCUUUCGCUGGAGACAUAGCCAAUCAGGUGGCUGCUGAUGCUGUUCAGAUCUUUGGAGGCAACGGGUUCAACAGCGAGUACCCAGUGGAGAAGCUGAUGAGAGAUGCCAAGAUCUACCAGAUCUAUGAGGGAACAGCUCAAAUCCAAAGACUCAUUAUUGCUCGAGAACAUCUGGGAAGAUUCAAGAAAUGAACUGUGCACCGACUUGUCCUCAUUCAAGUUUAGUUUGUUGUAUUUUUUUUCAUUUACACUCAUGUUCCUGGAAAUACAGUAGGUGCCAUCACUUAAACUCAGGAUGCAGUGCAGAAUGUCAUUUGCCUUAAAGAUAUCCCAUCCUGCCUUGCUGCCGUUUUAUCAAUUUGGACAGAAUUGGUCAACGGCAGUUAAAACAACUCAUUCAGUUCAUUUAAUGGAGCUGUCGUGAUCCUCGUCAGUCUAUCAAGUCAAGAAAUAUCAUCUGAUCAUUUCCUAUCUUCUGUCAGGUCUGUCAGCCUACCAUGUGCAAGUACAGUAUAUUGCACAGAUCAAACUCCAUUACAUACUCAGCAGCCUGAAUGUGGCAUUAAUCUCAGAGCUAUACAACAAAACCUUAUAUUUAUUUAACAUCAGCCGUAUUCAGUAAUUACUAUCUUUCAUAUAUUAACCUGCACUAUUGUUUAAGUCUGGUGGGAGGAUUUGUUCUUGUUUGAAGGCCAGUAAAUCAAGUAAAAAAUCAACUGAGCUUGACUAACUGUGGGGAGAAGACUCUCCGCCUUACACUGUGUGUGUCUGUAGCAACACUAACACUUUUAAUAUCUCUUAUUCUCCUUUCUGAUUUGCAAUAAAAGCAAAGCUGUCCCUGUUGAUCUGUGCCGCCCAUUCAAAACAUGAAAUCUUUUUUUGUUUUACACGUUUGAAAUAAAUUCAUUAAUUCUUUA
Messenger RNA from Solea senegalensis (Senegalese sole), 2058 nucleotides. RefSeq names its product acyl-CoA dehydrogenase medium chain (gene acadm). The record is from RefSeq and is a predicted model, not a curated record. Gene Ontology annotation, molecular function: flavin adenine dinucleotide binding; medium-chain fatty acyl-CoA dehydrogenase activity. Gene Ontology annotation, cellular component: mitochondrion. Lineage: Eukaryota; Metazoa; Chordata; Actinopteri; Pleuronectiformes; Soleidae. The coding region runs from base 8 to 1333 and encodes 441 amino acids. Gene Ontology annotation, biological process: medium-chain fatty acid catabolic process; fatty acid beta-oxidation. The transcript has 12 exons.